AGCAGCCGCCCUUGAGCAGACGCCGUUGCGCAGACGCCGUUAACGGCGCCGGCCGACGUCCCUCCAGAGAGAAAAAGAAGAAGAGUCAAAUCUGCCCGUGAGCCACUGAGAACGGCAAUGUUUCGCGACAUUCUCCUAUACAAGACACGCAGCACGCGCAUCGUGACUUGAAAACAUCGACGCCCCCAUCCUCACGAACAAAAAGCAGCGGCUACACGUGCAUUUCAUUGCCAACACACGCGCUCCUGGCCCUUCUCUCCGAAACCGGCACCCUGGCGUCCCCCCGCAGCCGACUGCUUGCUCGACUGCAGGUGUGCCCCUCCCUCAAAGUGGCUUCCCCUCGCUCCCGCCUGAGUCUGAUCGCCAGACACCUCGACUCCAAGCCCUUUGAGCUCAACACGCCCUUCUCGACUGAGCGCUCCGCUGUCCCUGAAGACGCAUCUGGCUACCCUUCAAACCGUCCAACGCCUCCACCACCGCCGCCCACCAUGUCUUCUCAACCCCCGCAUGCCGCAUUGCUCAUCCCAGGUCCCAUUGAGUUCGAUGACGCGGUUCUCCAGUCUAUGAGCCACUACAGCGAGUCUCAUGUCGGCGCACCCUUCGUGAAUACCUUCGGCGAAGUCCUCUCGAUGCUGCGGAAGCUCUUCCAAACCACCGACGCAGCAUCCCAACCAAUCGUGCUUUCCGGCUCUGGAACCCUAGGAUGGGACCAGGUUGCGGCCAACCUCACGGAGCCGGGCGACGAGGCCCUCGUGCUGCACACCGGCUACUUUGCGGACUCGUUCGCCGACUGCUUUGAGACAUAUGGCGUGAAAGCUACACAACUGAAGGCCCCAAUUGGCGACAGGCCGCAGUUGGACGAGGUGGAGAAAGCGCUGAAGGAGACGAAGUACAAAGUCCUGACCGUCACACACGUCGACACCUCCACCGGCGUGCUGAGCGAGCUCAAAGCGCUCUCAGAGCUCGUGCACAAAGUCAGCCCCGAGACGCUCGUCGUCGUGGAUGGCGUGUGCAGUGUUGGCUGCGAAGAGAUCCGGUUCGACGACUGGGGCCUCGACGUGGUGCUCACUGCGAGCCAGAAAGCCAUUGGGUGCCCGGCUGGUCUGAGUAUCCUGAUGGUCUCUGGCCGUGCAAUUGAGGUGUUUAAGGCGAGGAAGACGCGGCCGACGUCGUAUUUUGGGUCGUGGAAAAAUUGGCUGCCAAUCAUGCAAAACUACGAAGCCAAGAAACCCAGCUACUUCGCCACCCCCUCGCCACAACUCAUCCACGCGCUACACACCUCCCUCUCACAGAUCCUCUCCCGGCCGCUAGAACAGCGCUUCUCGGACCACAAAGCCGCGUCCCAAAAGAUUAAGAAGGCGAUCGGCGACCUCGGCCUCAAGCAACUCGCUCCUAAGCCCGAGAACCAGGCCAACGGUAUGACCGCCAUCUACCUCCCCGAGGGCAUCGCGCCGCCCCAGGUCCUCCCGAGCUUGUUGAAGAAGGGCGUUAUCUUUGCGGGUGGACUGCAUAAGGAGAUUGCGACGAAGUAUAUUCGGUUCGGGCAUAUGGGCGUCAGCGUGACGGAUCCGAAGAGGGAUGAUAUUGAUAGGGCGCUGAAGGCGCUGAAGGAGGGGUUGACCGAGGUGGGGUAUAAGGCUUAAACAUGGAUGAUAAAGAUUGGUGAGAGGUAGGUAGGUCUGGCUGUUUGGAUGAACUGUACUCUACUGCACAGGAUCUCGGCGCUCUUGAGGGCCAUACAAAAAAGGUGUCGUUACGGAUUACAAAAUGCAGCUCUUGGUCAAAAACGUGAUAUGUGUCCGGGUAUGUACUCUCUUUUCAACUUUCUGUAGAAGACAUACUCUCCCUGUAUUAGUCUCCGAUUCCAAUAUCUACUGCAA
Molecule: messenger RNA, 1880 nt
Organism: Mytilinidion resinicola
Lineage: Eukaryota; Fungi; Ascomycota; Dothideomycetes; Mytilinidiales; Mytilinidiaceae
Product: PLP-dependent transferase
Exons: 4
Coding region: 489-1643 (384 amino acids)
Cellular component (GO): peroxisome
Molecular function (GO): L-serine:pyruvate transaminase activity; L-alanine:glyoxylate transaminase activity
Source: RefSeq, a predicted model, not a curated record